Molecule: messenger RNA, 2028 nt
Organism: Lampris incognitus (smalleye Pacific opah)
Lineage: Eukaryota; Metazoa; Chordata; Actinopteri; Lampriformes; Lampridae
Gene: slc25a39
Product: solute carrier family 25 member 39
Exons: 11
Coding region: 161-1186 (341 amino acids)
Biological process (GO): mitochondrial transmembrane transport
Source: RefSeq, a predicted model, not a curated record
GCGCGUUUUUCCUUCAUGGUUUUAUGCUAAAAUUUGGGAAGACUUUGCACAAGCACGAUGAAGCGAAACACGUUUAUUUUGCAAUGACAUACUUAGCAAACGAAGAGGUGAUGUGGUAAGACGGCGCCGUUUUUCCUGGUCUGUCUGUCAGGUGGCCACAAUGGGGGAGAGGACAGCCAGUGCCCCCGUGGUGGGGAUCUCUCCAGUGCAGCAGAUGCUGGCGUCUGGCACUGGGGCUCUCCUCACGUCUGUUUUCGUCACACCGCUGGACGUUGUGAAGAUAAGACUGCAGGCCCAGCAGACGCCAUUCUACCAAGGGAAGUGUUUCUUGUAUUGUAACGGGCUGAUGGAUCACAUCUACGUGUGUCAGAACGGAAGUGGGUGCAGCAGCUGGUACAAGGCCCCGACACACUUCAGUGGGACCCUGGAUGCUUUUGUGAAGAUAACCCGCAAUGAAGGAGUCAAGUCUCUGUGGAGUGGGCUGCCGCCGACACUGGUGAUGGCAGUACCUGCCACAGUCAUUUACUUCACCUGUUAUGAUCAACUGCGGGACUUCCUGAGAUACGGCUUGGGUUUCCAGGGUGACCAUAUCCCCCUUAUUGCUGGUGGCCUUGCUCGAUUGGGAGCAGUGACGGUGAUUAGUCCUCUGGAGUUGGUGCGUACUAAGAUGCAGUCCCGCCAGCUGUCCUACAGCGAGCUGCAGGUGUGUAUUCGCUCUGCUGUGGCCCAGAGCGGCUGGCUGUCCCUCUGGAGGGGCUGGGGGCCCACCGUUCUGCGGGACGUGCCCUUCUCAGCCCUGUACUGGUUCAACUAUGAACUGGUGAAGGCCCAGCUCUGUCGACAGCACCGCAUCUCCCAGCCAAACUUCUCCAUCAGUUUUACCGCAGGAGCCAUCUCUGGAGCGGUUGCUGCAAUCUUAACCUUGCCUUUCGAUGUAGUGAAGACGCGGAGACAGAUCCAGCUGGGAGAAAUGGAAACACUUGCAGUUGCCAUGAAGAAGACCACAUCUACAUGGCACAUAAUGAAAGACAUAUGUGCAGAAUCGGGCUAUAGGGGCCUUUUUGCAGGUUUUCUGCCCAGAGUGAUCAAGGUGGCUCCAGCCUGUGCUGUCAUGAUCAGUACCUACGAGUUUGGAAAGAUCUUCUUCCAGAAGUGGAACCUUGAUCGAGAGCAGCGAACAUCAUGAGGGUUUCUCCGUUAAUUGAGCAGGACACCUCUCGUUGUUCCUCCAUGGGAUGAGACUUAUCAACAGCAAACGUGUAAAAACACUCUGUAGGACAUCUGAAAACAGUCUCCUCAAGAAACAGCUUGAGGAUCAAGAUGCCUUGUUGAAGAAAAGACGAAGAGAGGUCUUCAUUAGCACAAUUUUUGAUCCUUGAAAAAAAAACCCCACACAUUUCAGUGAGGGCGCUCCCUGAGGUGGUUUGGGACAGAAUCUGAUCUAAAUAUAAAAUGAACGUGUGUCGACACUCAGAUGAAUCUGGAUGCUAAAGGACACUCAAGGAACUCAAACUUGGUGUUUUUGAUUUUCAGGUAAACCUCUAGCAUGUAAUUUAAACGUUGAGAUGAGAGAGAAUCUUCUUGCAAUGCAUUUGUCAGGAGUGACACCAAAACUUCACACACCCUAGUGUUUCACAUAUGCCUUCCAAAGUGAAAUACUAUUGGGUUAUCUAUAACAGACAGUAGCCGAGGGAGUAAUGAGCUAACCCUCCCUAAGAUGGCGUCUGGAUGAACGCUGCAGCAUGGAUGAAGACAUUCUCCUUGUUAGCCUUUGUGUUGCCUCAAUGUUGCAUGGUGCAUCCAGACCCAUUGAGUCCACAAUCUUACCUGAGAAUGGAUUGAAUGAUGCCACACUUUUGCAUAGUACUGAAAUGGGAUGUCUUCUGGGUUGUUCUUUAUCAAUGACAAACCUUUAAGUGUCUCUAAAGCUAGAUUUUGGUUUGUAUUCCUAGCAGUUGACACUUAAGUCAUACUGAAUGCGUGGAUGACUGAUGGAUCCAUUGAAUAUACUGACAUUCAUAGCACUUC